CUCGCAGAGGCAGAGGGCAGAGGGCAGAGGAGGAGGAGGAGGAUGGGAGGCAACAAAGAAAGAGCGCGAGAGCGCAGAGAGAAAAGAUUGCAGGAGAUCUCUCUUCUCAGGACCAUCCCCUAUUCCGAUCACCAAAGGUGGUGGUCCAAAGAAACGAUUGCUGUGGUCACCGGGAGUAACCGGGGUAUCGGGUUCGAGAUUGCGAGGCAGCUCGCGGUGCAUGGGCUGACGGUUGUGUUGACGUCGAGGGACGACUGUGUUGGCCGUGAAGCCGCGAGGGUCUUACAGGAAGGCGGUCUGGACGUCGCCUUUCAUCAACUCGACGUCUUGGACCCUUCCUCCAUUCAACUCUUCGUCGAUUGGAUACGGCAAACCUACGAGGGCAUCCAUGUCCUGGUAAAUAAUGCAGGUGUCAACUUCAAUGUUGGGUCUGACAACUCCGUUGAAUCUGCUCAUAUGGUUGUGGCUACCAAUUACUACGGAACCAAAAACAUGAUAAAAGCCAUGAUCCCCUUGAUGAGACCUUCUGCCACGGGCGCUCGUAUUGUUAAUGUGAGCUCCCGGCUAGGAAGACUGAAUGGAAGAAGAAAUAGGAUUGAGGACUUGAAUCUGAGAGGAAAGCUGGGUGAUUUGGACAUGCUUACAGAGGAACUCAUCAAUAGAACAGUUGCCACUUUCCUACAACAAGUAGAUGAUGGAACGUGGACAUCGGGCGGGUGGCCACAAACUUUUACGGACUACUCAGUAUCUAAACUCGCAGUUAAUGCCUACACAAGACUGAUGGCAAAGAUACUGUCCAACCGGCCCGAAGGGGAAAAGAUACAUGUCAACUGUUAUUGCCCAGGCUGGGUGAAGACUGCUAUGACCGGUUGGGCUGGGAACAUUUCAGUGGAGGAAGGGGCAGACACGGGAGUGUGGCUAGCCCUUCUCCCAGAUCUGGCAGUGACUGGGAAAUUCUUUGCGGAGAGACGUGAGGUUAGCUUUUAAAGCUGUGAAGCCUCAUGUGGGAAGGUUUUUUAGUAAGUACUCCAACAGAACCGGAACCACAGAUAUGCUAAGCUGUAAGAAGAGAGGAUAGAGCACUUGCAUCUAUAUUCCUUUGGUGAGUGACUUUGGUUGCAACACGAAAAACUCGGAUAUCAGUGAAGGCAGAGGUAGGUUUGUUGAACAUUAGCUUGGGUGACGCUUGGAGGCCAUCUCCUCAAAUGAUCGGCAGGGCUCAAUCAACAUAUGAAUCAGAUGGGGAGUAGGUUAUCCCUUCACUUGCCGACUGUGGUUUAAGUUUUGUCUUCUGGCCUAUAAUAUAGGUAGUUGCUUUUGAAUGAUUUUCCUAAUGUCGACGAGAUAAGAUUUCCUCCCGCCAAAAACAAGGGCCGUUCGACCUAAUGCUUGCAACACGAAGUAAAUACGGCUCUCUCACUUGUAAAUCUCGUCAUAAGAAACCACUUACUGGUGCGGUUCGAGGCUAUUUGGAUUGCAUUUGCGUCUCCA
This is a messenger RNA of Syzygium oleosum, 1491 nucleotides long. RefSeq lists its product as uncharacterized. The transcript is spliced from 4 exons. The record is from RefSeq and is a predicted model, not a curated record. Gene Ontology annotation, cellular component: membrane. NCBI's taxonomy places the organism in Eukaryota, Viridiplantae, Streptophyta, Magnoliopsida, Myrtales, Myrtaceae. Gene Ontology annotation, molecular function: oxidoreductase activity, acting on the CH-OH group of donors, NAD or NADP as acceptor. Bases 43 to 987 code for a protein of 314 amino acids.